Molecule: messenger RNA, 451 nt
Organism: Centruroides sculpturatus (bark scorpion)
Lineage: Eukaryota; Metazoa; Arthropoda; Arachnida; Scorpiones; Buthidae
Exons: 4
Source: RefSeq, a predicted model, not a curated record
CAAUUGUUGAAGCGUAAUGGAGCAUUCUUUGCAAAGUAUUCGUUUGCGAUUUUCUACUGAGAAAAUGAAAAGAAAAAGUUACGAUAGAAGUGAUGGCGCUGAACCCAACGGUCAGCAAAAUCAAAAUAAAUGGAUUAAUAAUGAUUUCUAUGAUUUGCCCGCCAAUGAGUGUUUCUCCGCUUACAAAGGAGAUUCAUCAUUCGAGGUGAACAAAUCUAAGAGAGAUUUAAAGAUAGGAGGAUUUAAACAGUUUUUCAAAAGUUUAUUUUGUAAAUUGUUGCGCUGUUGUUGCGUAAAAGGAGAAACUUUCGAUUCACCGAAGUGCGAAUCGGAGGAUUUUCAAUCUGAACUUGAGCGUAUGAACAAUACAAAAGACAAGUACGAAUUCCAAGAAAUUGGUGAAGGAUCUUUUGGCACAGUGUAUGUGGGUCGGUGUAAAAGUUCCGACAAA